Molecule: messenger RNA, 1417 nt
Organism: Emericellopsis atlantica
Lineage: Eukaryota; Fungi; Ascomycota; Sordariomycetes; Hypocreales; Bionectriaceae
Exons: 1
Coding region: 363-1313 (316 amino acids)
Source: RefSeq, a predicted model, not a curated record
AUUUUUCAACGCCUCAUCAACUAAAUCAGUCAAGUCGUAGUCUUCGCUAAAGUAUUGAAUCCUAGAGAUGGCCCCUUUUUGUGAAGCCGGAGAAGACACCGAAGCGGGGAACUUCUCCAUAGCAACCACCCGGCUUUCUUCCCGACGACCUCUCAAGCUCUCCCGAAACCUUCCAAUUCGACGAAAGCCAUUCCCGAUCAAUCGGAGACUCGUCAUGAGCGGUUGGCGAAGGCGUCGAUAUCUUCGCACACUACAUAUUCCCCUAAGCCCCUCACCAGGUGAUCACAUUUAAACGUGCACCAUCGUACUUGAGCCCCUUUUUGGCCCAUACCCACAACAGUAGGAACUGAACAUCAACCACCAUGCCACACAUUCUCAUCACUGGAGCAGGAGGUUUCCUGGGACAAGACUUGGCCGUUGCCCUCCUGAAAGCCGACCCAUCUCUUGAUCUCACACUCACUGACAUCCACGAGCCAUCAAAACCGCCAUCUUCAUCAACCGUCACAUCGCUCGCCCUCAAUCUCACAGAUGCGUCCGCUGUGGCCAAGCUGCUGGAACCAAGCUAUGACGCAGUAUAUCUCCUACACGGGCUGAUGUCUGGCGGCGCUGAAGCCAACCUCGAGCUGGGCUGGACAGUCAACUUUGACUCCCAUCGCAUCAUCCUCGACACCCUGCGAAAGUCGCAUCCAGGGACAAAAGUCAUCUUCCCUUCCUCUCUGGCCGUAUACGGUCCUCAACAGCAGACCACACUCGUCAGCGAAACAACCGUGCCGCAGCCGCAGAGCUCUUACGGUGCACAAAAACUCAUGAUCGAGACAUAUCUCAACGACUUCUCACGUCGCGGUCUGCUGGAUGGCAGAGUCGUGAGACUGCCCACCAUCAUUGUGCGUCCCGGUGCACCCAGUGCCGCAGCAUCCUCCUUCUGUAGCGCGAUCAUUCGGGAACCCGUCGCCGGGGUACCUACGACCCUGCCGGUGCCGAAAUCCCUGGCCCUGUGGGUGUGUUCCCCGACGACUGUCAUUGAGAACCUAAUUCGCAUCAAGGACGUGCCCAGCAGCAAGUUUGGCAUAUGGAGAACGGUCAAUCUGCCGGGUAUCACCGUUACCGUGCAGGAGAUGCUGGAUGCGUUGCGCGACAUUCGAGGGGAGGACGCAUUGAAGCUGAUCAAGGAUGAGCAUGACGCCAAAAUUGAGGGUAUCGUCGGAAGCUGGCCGGCUCGAUCGGAGACGAGCAGGGCUGAUGGUCUUGGUAUGAAGGCUGACAGUGGUCUGAUCGAGAACAUCAAGACUUUUGUGGCGCGGUAUGGUCAAUAGACCUAUCAAUGAAAGCCCCUGUCUCAAUGAUGAAUGACAGUGCCUUGUGUAAAAGCCUUGAGUCGCAAUUGAACCAGCCCCUGUGAGCCCAUGCACAGACGAUG